Messenger RNA from Nymphalis io (European peacock), 311 nucleotides. RefSeq names its product 60S ribosomal protein L39 (gene RpL39). The record is from RefSeq and is a predicted model, not a curated record. Bases 108 to 263 code for a protein of 51 amino acids. The transcript is spliced from 3 exons. Lineage: Eukaryota; Metazoa; Arthropoda; Insecta; Lepidoptera; Nymphalidae. Gene Ontology annotation, molecular function: structural constituent of ribosome. Gene Ontology annotation, cellular component: ribosome; cytosolic large ribosomal subunit. Gene Ontology annotation, biological process: translation.
GUAUUAUCUAUGCUCAGUACCUAAAAAUUUUGGACAAGAGCCUACGUCAAAGUCGAAGUUAUAAUCUUCCAUCUUUUUCUUCUAGUAUUGACAGCGGGAAGGCAAACAUGUCGGCCCACAAGACAUUUAUUAUUAAGCGCAAGCUUGCGAAGAAGUUGAAACAAAACAGACCAAUUCCCCAAUGGGUCAGAAUGCGUACUGGAAACACAAUUCGUUACAAUGCUAAGAGGCGUCACUGGAGGAGAACCAAGCUCAAGCUGUAAGCUUACUGUCUUGUACCUGUUAAGUGAAUAAAUUUAUUUGAAAACACA